AUGAAUUUUCAUACUUCAUAUGAUGACAAGGACACGAUAAUUCAUCGUCUCCAAACACACAUAAGCAUUCUUGAACAACAACAAAACUCGAACGGAUAUUUUUCUUACGAAGAAACUCCUUCAUUAAACGAUCAAUUUUCAACUCAUAACGAAUCCCAAGAAAGUGCCGUUGCUCUUGAAAAACUUCUUCAAAAACGUGAAUAUGAAUUAGAACAAUUACGUGAACAAUUCAAUGAACAUCAACAAGAAGCCGAUGAUAAACUCCAGCGGACUGUCGCUCAAUUCAAUAAUCUCGAACAGAAAUUGACCAUCGUUGAAAGUGAUCGCGAUGAUCUCCGUCGUCGAUUACAAAUUCUACAAGAUGAAAAUGAUCUGCUCAAAUCGUAUAUGAAUCGUUUGCCAUCGGAGAUUGAAUAUGAAAAACUUCAACAAUCUCAUCGAAUACUUCAAGAUCAAUUAGAACAAUCGAAUCAAACCGUCACUGAAUAUCGAAAAGAAAAGAAUCAAUUGAAAAAGCAAUUGGUCACAUAUCAACGUCGAAUCGAUGAGCAACAACAGCAAUUUUCAAUCAAAUCUCAGGAAUCUAUGUCCGAUCAAUCAAUAUUUAAUGCCAAGUGUUUAACAAUCGAUGAAAGAAUUGAAACACAAAAGAAAUUCGAAGAAUUGAAUAAGAUAAUUCAGCAAUUGAACGAACAAUUAAACAAGGAAAAAUCCAAUCGAAAACAUGAUCAACAUCUUAACGAGACGAAUGUCCAUACAGUCGAAUCCUUAUCAAUUGAUUUAGCAAAAAAGGAACAAACAAUCAAAGAAAUGACGAAUCUUCUUCGACAGAAUCGUCAAGAACUAAGUGAUUUUCGAGUGCGUUUACUCGUUAAUGAACAAGAUCAAAAACAAUUGAAUGAACGUUUAUUAAACAAUGCACAAUUCUCAAAAGCAUUACAUCGUAUUCAAGAAACAAUGGACAAAUUGUUUCUUGUUCUCGACUUUUCGUCCGAAAUGUUGAACAAUGAUUCAACAUCCAGUCCUGAUGUUUUAAUGCUUCAAUUGUCCAAUCACAAACCGAAGUCAGAUUCAACUGAUCCGUCUGUGGAAACUGUACAAAAAAUAGAUUUGUAUGAACUCGACAAAUUAGAAUCAAAAUUAGAUCAGAUUGUCGAUCGUCUUUUAUCUAUCCGUAGUGAAUUAAUCGCGCGUCAAUUUGAAAAUGAUCUUAGAAAUGCUACUCCAUGUCGUUUACAGUGA
This is a messenger RNA of Adineta ricciae, 1242 nucleotides long. NCBI's taxonomy places the organism in Eukaryota, Metazoa, Rotifera, Eurotatoria, Adinetida, Adinetidae. The record is from the annotation of a GenBank genome assembly.